Cylicostephanus goldi is the source of this 300-nucleotide messenger RNA. The record is from the annotation of a GenBank genome assembly. NCBI's taxonomy places the organism in Eukaryota, Metazoa, Nematoda, Chromadorea, Rhabditida, Strongylidae.
CCUGGCCAACCGGGUUCACCUGGUGCUGAUUGCUUCACUGGUGUUGGUGAAAAAGGCAUGCCGGGCCAGAUCGGCAUGCGCGGACCUCGCGGUCCACCGGGUAAAAAUGGGGAGCAUGGGCCCUGCGGCCCACCCGGAGAUGAAGGACCGGAAGGGAUGCCUGGCAUGGAUGGACUUCCCGGAACGAACGGAACUGAUGGACCGCAAGGAGAAGCUGGACACCCUGGCGACGACAGCGGUUACUGCCAAUGCCCGGAUCGUGAAGAAAUAGAUACUUUGCUUAGAUCUGCUCUAUGGUAG